Vanderwaltozyma polyspora DSM 70294 is the source of this 1431-nucleotide messenger RNA. It is a transcript of the gene GSM1, whose product is annotated as Gsm1p. Gene Ontology annotation, cellular component: nucleus. NCBI's taxonomy places the organism in Eukaryota, Fungi, Ascomycota, Saccharomycetes, Saccharomycetales, Saccharomycetaceae. The coding region runs from base 1 to 1431 and encodes 476 amino acids. The transcript has a single exon. Gene Ontology annotation, biological process: regulation of DNA-templated transcription; cellular response to starvation. Gene Ontology annotation, molecular function: zinc ion binding; RNA polymerase II transcription regulatory region sequence-specific DNA binding; DNA-binding transcription factor activity, RNA polymerase II-specific. The record is from RefSeq and is a predicted model, not a curated record.
AUGACGAAAAAAUUACCGGUAGAGAAGAAACUUUCUAGGAAACCAAUAUCAAGAGCUUGCGAAUUUUGUCACUUGAAACAUUUACAAUGCGACACUGGGAGACCUUGUCAAAAUUGUGUCAAGAGAAACAUUGGUAAAGGCUGUAAAGAUAAAGAGAGGAAAACGAAAAAAAGACAAUUGAAAAAUAAUACUUCGAAUUCCGAUCUAGAAAAUAUUCCUAAACAAGUGAAAACUGAUAUUAUACCUGGUCCAAUAAGAAUGACGCCAACGACUGCUAUAUACCAACAAAACAAUGAUUUUUCAAUUAAAAAAAUUCACAGUCUGACAACAAUAUUAAACAGCACAAAUUCAUUCUUAGGAACAGAUUUUGUGAAUACAGGGAAUAUUGAUGAUCCAAAAAAUGAAAUUAAUAACCCACCAAGUACUUUAUCAAUAUCUACAAAUGGUUCAAACCCUGAUUCGACAUUUGACAGUAUCUGGGCCGGGGAUGAAUAUAAAAAAUUAAAUGAUAUUAUAGGUCUGGGUAGGGCGUCUGGAUUGAGUCUAUCUCACCCAAAUACUGAAACAGAAAAGGGAAUAGUCCAUGUUAAUUCAAUUUCUAAAAUAAAUUCAAGACCUUUCAUAUCACUUAGUAUAGAUUCGACUGGCGGCUCUAUUGAUGAAUAUAACUUACGUUACAGUAUACCGAGUGACUCUACAAAAUUUAAACAGCUGAAAAUAGAUACCAACGAGUCAUUCUUAUCUCCAUAUAUGUUUAGGAAAGCAAUAAAGACACCUAAAGAAUUUCAUGAGAAACGAAGUACAAUACUGCCUCACAAUUACAGAAUUGGUUACCGUUAUCUUUUAAAGACCUUACAUAAUAUGUUUAUUAACGAAACAACACUGGAUGCAGAAACCUUAUCUAUCAGAAAGCAACAAGUUAGUUAUAUUGUGAAAUCAAUAUUAGUGAAAUAUACUGAAAAUUUCAUUUCAAUUUCUUCGAAUAUGGUAGAGGAAGAUUUACUAUUACAAGAACUUACUUUGCAAAGGACACUUUUAGAAUUUGAAAGUAUGUCAAGACUUGUACCUGCGACACCUAUCGCUAUAUGGCGUAGAACAGGUGAAAUUUGUUAUAUUAGUUCUGAAUUUACCUCCUUAACUGGGUUCACUAAAAAGGAAGUACUCAACAAAAGAAGCUACAUCUUCGAGUAUAUGGAUCAUGAAUCAGUAAUACACUAUUUUGAAACAAUAUAUAAUAAAUUGUCAUUCAAUAUUAGCUCUAACGCAGCUAAAUUUUCUAGUAGCAAUAAUUUUUUAUUCACUAAAUGUAAUCUAUUGUUGAAUAACGGAUCUUUUUUGAAAUGCGUUUGUUGUUGGACUGUAACGAGAGAUACAUUAAAAAUCCCCGUACUAUUCACAGGUCAUUUUAUGCCAAUAUUUGAUGUUCAAUAA